Molecule: messenger RNA, 774 nt
Organism: Notodromas monacha
Lineage: Eukaryota; Metazoa; Arthropoda; Ostracoda; Podocopida; Cyprididae
Source: the annotation of a GenBank genome assembly
AUGGAACCUGUUUCGGGCACGAAUCCCCAGCUCUCCCCGUUUCCCCUCGGGGUGCCGGUCAUCCCACCUGCAGUGUCUUCGGCAGUGUCUCACUUCUUGCACACGGGGGACUUGAAGGUAACCAAGGAAAAUGCCUACCCACUGUUAUUUUGGGGACACGUCCUCCAGAUGCCAUUUGUUGUGGAGCUCAGCAGACUAUUCCUCUUGCAAAACUCAGUUCUCAGUUUGGAUCAAGCCCAUUCAGGGACAACUGAAGAAGCCUUUGAGCCAGUGGCUGGCAGCAGUAAAUCACCUCAUCCUUCAUUCUUUGAGGCCGAGAUGAAGCAAGCGAUGAAAGGAGAGGAGGAGAACGAGCGUUGCUGCUGCGACGGGCCGGUGACGUUCCAACGCGUGCUCAACCAGAACUACGGCAUCACCAUCAGCGAGGACGCGUCCGGAGACGGCGACGACGUCGACCCCGACGCAGACCCGCAGGACGUCGUCGACGCCGGGUCCGUCGGCGCCAGCGCGCACCUCGUGGCCGCCUCCCUCCAUCGCCGAAUCUACAAGUGCCUCUACUGCCGGCACUCGUUCAAGAGCGUCUACUGCUACCAGAAGCACAAGCGGCGUCACAUCAACCCAGUGACCGUGGAAGGUCGAGGACCGAUCGACCCGAGCAGGGUCAGACUCAAGGACCUCAACGUCCAGUACUUUCCUUGCAAGUCCUGCGGAGCCAAGUUCCCGUCUUAUUACUUCGUCCACAAGCACCGCAAGACCUGCCACCCUGAAGCCUAG